Molecule: messenger RNA, 588 nt
Organism: Cercospora beticola
Lineage: Eukaryota; Fungi; Ascomycota; Dothideomycetes; Mycosphaerellales; Mycosphaerellaceae
Source: RefSeq, a predicted model, not a curated record
GGGAGCAGGUGCAGGACAUGUAGAUCUGUCCCUCGUUCCUCACCUAGCACUGCUCUCUCACUAUCCACCAGCUGGCCAGUGACGAAGAAAUUCUCCAAUCGUGAUCAACCAGAGUAAGGCGCUGCACACAGUGCUCGAAGAAAUGCAUUAUUUGCUCCUCCUUCCUCUCGUGUGGGCGCUUGCGCAGGCACAAGAGAAUUGCGGACACGUACAAACCUGUCGCUUGGAGAAUCCUUCUAAUUAUCCAUGGAACGCAGCCAUUGACUGUAGGAAUAAAAGAAUUUGCCAAGAAGACAACGCCUGUCAGGGCGGUCUGGAAUGCAAGGAUGGUGGAUGUUACGAGAACGACUCCGCCAUCACAUGCUGGGUACGAUGUUGCCAUAAGUAACACGUGAAAGAGACCUCGACUCUUCAUCGCACAAGUAUGGGAAUACGGUGACGUCUGCAAGGUAGUCGCUCCCUGACCAAGCGGGAAACCCGUCCUACCGCAACAGACACAGCCCCGACAGUCAGCAACUCGGCAGCUAAAAGCGUCCGUCGACUCCUCACCGCUGAAGGCUCGCACUACAGGCAUCAAGCUCUAGGACA